AUGAUUUUCGGCCCGCCCGCCACCCUGCAGUCCUGCUACCCCCCGACAUGGUACGCCCCCAAAACAUCCCUCCACGACCUGGCGCAUUCUCCUCAACGCCCUGCUCACCCUCUCAAGGUCCUCUUCAAGCGCAAGCCGGUGCAGUUCCUGCAGCCGCCGCCCGUAGAAAACGACCAUGAGGUGUGGUACAUUCCCCAGACAGGUGAGGUUUUUGUCACGUACGAAGACUAUCUUAACAGGCUCGACUUCUACAAGCAGAAACGCUUCAUAUGUCAAAUCACCGGACACUCGGGCCUGAACUUCUUCGAGGCCCUAGAGUCAGAACUCGCUGGCGCACAGGAAGUCGAGCAAGCCUUCCCCGAGCCCCUGAAGGGCCCCAUCCUGCGCCGCGUGCAGUUCCAAACAAUCUCGAGGAUCGACAACCUGGUCGACAAGCUCUACGAAGAGUUCAAGGGCGACUUCUACCCCGGCGAGCAUGUCACCGUCUCCAUACACACCGGCGAGCGCUUUACAGGGGUCGUGAGGGACAAGGCCAGGUUUGGCAGCAAGAUGCUUCCGGAUGGUACCCUAACCGUGCCCUUCUCGAGAUACUUUGUCAGCCUGGAUGAUUCCGAGGAGCACGAGGCAGUCGUCGACGACAACAAUAUCUGGCGCGACCGCAAGGUCUUCACCAAGUCCGUCCUGCGCUCAUUCGUGAAAAAGACGGUUACAAGAGAUGCAUGGACCGGAGCUCCUUGGCUCGUGAAAGACACAAUCGCGGCUCAGUACAAGAUCGACACGCGCAUUCCGACUCAUCUGCGCUACGAAACCAAGGUCUUGGAGCGGAAGCAGGCGCAGUCGCAAAAGAGAUUGUCCAACCAGAUGGCACAGCCCCAGGACAUGUCCGGCGCCGGCAAUUCCUUCCAGAGCCACGGUCCAGUUCGGUUACCCGAAUUGAAGCCUGCGACCAGGCCCCCGAAGGCCAACAAGAACCAGAAUCACCAUGGCCAUCAAGGGCAGGUUGUCAAGAAACCGGAGCCGGGCCAGUUCGUGCACAUGCCACUCCCGGGUAAUCCCUUUACUUUUCCUCUUUCCUUCCGGCACAACCAGGUUCCGCCGCCGCCGCCCGUUUACGCGCAGCCCGAGCCUCCGCCGCCGCCACCACCACCGCCGAAAUACCCGAUCGAGGAUCUAAAGGUAGAGCCAACGCACCUGGUCCGGCCUCCUAUCCGAUAUAUGUGCAGUGAUCCGCCAGUGGAGGUCGAGGAGCCGUCACCUCACGGCGAGAACAUUCUCAUGAAAUCUCUCGGCCCACUUCUGGAGACCUGGGAUACUCUGAAUGUGUACUGCCAGAUAUUCCAGCUCGACUCGUUUACGUUUGACGACUACUUGGAGGCAAUGCAAGUCGCGUCGGAGGAGGUCAAGGUCCAGCUAUUUGAUGAGAUCCAUUGCGCGGUCCUCAAAAUCCUUGUCGACUCGGAGGCCGACGGGGGCAAGAUCAACUUCCGGCUGCCCGAGCUGGAAUCGGACGAGGAAAGUGACGAGGAAGACGAGGAGGACGAGGAGGAAGACGAGAGCCGAGAGCCUACACCACAGCCGACCGCGCGUGCCACGCGGAGUAGCAUGGCGAAGAUGGAGGCCGACAGGCUGGCAGCAGAAGCUGCCGCUGCAGAAAAAGAGGAAAAGGAGCUGGAAAAUGCCCCAAAGCAUCGUGCCGAGGAUCUCCUCGCUGACUACGACUGGAUUGACCAUUUGAGGAAGAGGGACUUUAAGGACGGCGGUUGGGAGUCGAUCAUGGUUGGGCUGUUUUACCAGCUGUCAAAAGACGAGCGGAGAAAGAGUGCAUGCGAGGAUCUGCUCAUCCAGUUGGUGCCUCGGGACGUCGAGGCUACACAGGACACGAUCCGGCAACACUACGCGGCUAUGGAUGUCAACUACCGCGCACAGGCCCUCCAAAUUAUCUGCUUAUUGACGGCAGAAACGAAAGCCAUCCGUGGCUACAUGGAGGACUGCAGCGAGCACAUGACGGGGUUCAGGAAAGACAAGAUUGAGUGGCAGCGACAAAGGAAACAAGCCAUUGAGGAGUUGAAGGCUCUGAAUGAGGAGCGAAAGAUAUUGCUCCCAGAAAACCUGCCGCCGUCGCCUUCCCACGAGCCUGUUGAUGCCAACGGGGACGUGAAAAUGGACGACGCUGGUGAUCUGACCCCAGCGGAAGAAGAAGUACCCGACGAGGAUGAGCCGCCGCGAAGUGUGGCUCGCGGUCUCCGGCGUGGGCAAGACCGAGCUGCAGAACGCCAGCGCCAAAAGGAGAGGGAAGAAGAGAAGAGGAAAGAGGCCGAAGCUGCCAAGGCCGUCCCCAAGCAAUCGAAACAGUUCGUGAAAGUCUUGAAGGAUAUUCAGAAGAAGGAAGAUCUUAUCAAGAAAUGUGAAGAUGAGAUUGCCGUCAUCGACAAUGACCUUCGAGAGGCAGAUUGUGCGCGAACAAGAGUUUUGGGCAAGGACCGGUUUUGGAAUCGGUACUACUGGUUUGAGCGCAACGGAAUGCCUUACGCUGGUCUGCCCAACAGCUCCACGGCGGAUGCUGGCUACGCAAAUGGGUGCAUAUGGAUUCAAGGGCCGGAUGAUCUCGAACGCGAGGGCUACAUUGAUUUGGCCCCCGAGUGGCAGAAAGAGUAUCAGGCCGUCUUCAACAUGACUGUCCCGGAGCGGAAGGCGAAAGAAGAAGGCCCCACGAGCGUCUUCACGGCCCGCCAGUGGGGCUACAUCGACGACCCUAAGGACGUCAAGAAGCUGAUCGACUGGCUGGACCCGCGCGGGUUCAACGAGCUGAAAUUGCGCAAGGAAUUGGUCAAUUUUAGCGACAGAAUUCUCAAGCAUAUGGAAAAUCGUCAGGCAUAUCUGGCAGCCAGCGAGGCUGAGGCAAAGGCUGCCGAGGAGGAAAAGGAGAAAGAGGCGAAGACAAACGGGACGACUGGAAAGCGGAUGACCACUAGGACCAGGAAUGCCGCAACACCAGAACCGACCCCGCAGUAUCGCUGCCUACAGUGGGAGAACACCACGGCCAUCGAGGAGCUGGGCCAUCUGCACAGUGAUCAGCCGCCUCCUGCACCGCCGAAGGGGAAGAAGGGUGGGGCCAGAAAGAAGGAAACCGCUAAGGAGGUGGUGGAGGAGCCUGUCCCUGCUGUAAAGACGCGCUCAAGGAGGAGGUAG
Messenger RNA from Diaporthe amygdali, 3189 nucleotides. RefSeq lists its product as uncharacterized. Lineage: Eukaryota; Fungi; Ascomycota; Sordariomycetes; Diaporthales; Diaporthaceae. The coding region runs from base 1 to 3189 and encodes 1062 amino acids. The record is from RefSeq and is a predicted model, not a curated record. The transcript has 6 exons.